This is a messenger RNA of Ostreobium quekettii, 948 nucleotides long. The record is from the annotation of a GenBank genome assembly. Lineage: Eukaryota; Viridiplantae; Chlorophyta; Ulvophyceae; Bryopsidales; Ostreobiaceae.
AUGAAACAAACUGGAGUGACUGUUGUUCUGCAAGGGCAAGGUUCUGGAGGACCUGCUGGGCAGGAACCACUGCACAUGCUCCUCACCAGCACAAACAGCCAGAGGCUUGAAGAGGCCAAAAGCUUGGCUGGAAACCUCAUAGACACUGUCAGGACUGAGUACUACCGCCGCUACCCUGCUCCCCCUGCAGCUUUAGUGAGGCCUCCAGCCACUCUGCCACCAUAUCCUCUGCCUGCUGCCCCGCAGCCUCCGAUGCCUCCAACUGCAGCGACAGUCUCAUACCCCACAAUCCCACCCUACCCACAGGCGCCAGCGUAUGCCCGGCCUCCCCAGCCGCCUCGUCCUCCCUACUUCAACGCUGGCCAUCAGUACUACACCCAACCCCCCUUGCCAGCUUCUCAGCCAGGACCACCGCCUGCCCCCAUGCCAGCAGUGCCUCCAGGGCGGCCUCCAUAUCCCCAACCAUAUGGGCACCCGCCGGGCAAUUCGGCCAGUACCUAUGCGCAGGUGCCGCAACAGGGUCCACCAGGUGGAGCAUACGCCUACCCAGCACAGCAGCCUCUGCAAACUUCAGUUGCCAUGGCGAACCCUUCGCCACAGCCAGCUCAACCAAGUGCUGGUACAGGUGGCAGCUUAGGCAAGCGCAGGUUCAGGGAGUUCGCAGGGCAGGCGGCCACAAGCCAGGCGGAAAGUGCCAAUACCCUUGCCGCAUCAAGCGCCCCCGCCAGGAUGCCACAGCCCCCGGCUCCACCCGUGCCUCCGCCUCUCCCCCCACUCCCGCCUGACACUGCAGAUGCGCACCAGGUCACAGCCAGCCAAGGCUGGGCACCGCCUGUCCCUCCGCCACUGCCGCAAACUCCCCACGUGCUGCCACCAGGUCCCUCUAACAAUUAUGCAGGUGAUUCAGGUACAUGUGCCGGGUUGGUUGAUUAUGAUGGAGAGGACUGA